Nannochloropsis gaditana CCMP526 is the source of this 2331-nucleotide messenger RNA. RefSeq lists its product as uncharacterized. The transcript has a single exon. Gene Ontology annotation, molecular function: diphthine-ammonia ligase activity. Gene Ontology annotation, biological process: protein histidyl modification to diphthamide. The coding region runs from base 1 to 2331 and encodes 776 amino acids. The record is from RefSeq and is a predicted model, not a curated record.
AUGUCCGGUGCCAGUACCCACCAAGGCUUGCAGUACACGCCGACAGAAGGUGAUGAAGUCGAAGAUCUACAUGCUUUGCUUUUUCGGGUCAAACAACUUUAUCCGGAGGUCGAGGCGGUAUCAAGCGGUGCCGUCCUUUCCACUUAUCAACGGACACGAGUCGAGAGCGUCUGCGACCGACUGGGCUUGCAGUCCCUGGCCUUUCUGUGGCAGUACGACCAAUCACAGCUCUUAAAAGAGAUGACAGAAUACGGUCUGGAGGCCGUUCUGGUCAAGGUUAGUUCUCAGGGACUUGCUCCCCACAAACACCUGGGUAAAUCAAUAGCUGAGCUAGAGCCGUUGUUCAAAAGAUUGAACCGUCAGCAUGGGUUUCAUGUGGCGGGAGAAGGGGGAGAAUAUGAAACGCUGGCUAUAGAUGCACCAUUUUUCAAACGGCGCUUGGUGCUAGAUGAUACGGAGGUUGUCAUUCAUUCGGACGACGUGUAUACGCCCGUUGGGCUUUUGCACAUCCACCGGUGCCAUGCCGAGUUCAAGGAGGAAUCUUCGCCAACAGAAACAUCAAAGGGUAAUGAACCAAACAGAUGCCUCGUCCUCCCAUUAGAAGUAGCGAUCGUACGCUCCCUUGCGGACGGCGGGCCUAGCACAAGCGCCGAAAGUCUCGGCAGUCAAGCGUGUGCCGUAGCCCCCGGGAAGAGAGCCAGGAAAUGGCGCAUUCGCCCUCAGCCGCACGUAUGGCGGCAAGGGAGAGUUUUGAACAUAUCGGGGUACUGCGUACCCACACCACGGGUCCAUUUCCAGGGCGCGGACAGCUCCACGCAUGGAGAGGCCGCUGGUCAAAUGCGGCUCUGUCUUGAGGGAGUGCAACGGGUCUUGCUUGAGCACGGCCUCAGCCUCCACGAUGUUGUCGUUGUCCACCUGUACCUCCGCUCCAUGGCUUCCUUCGCCGCCGUCAACGCCGAAUAUUGCCGAGCACCCUUUCAUCCGCACCACCCUCCUUCCCGCUCCUGUGUCGAACUUCCCUUGGCAAGGCCAUACGAUGACGAGGAAGCAUGUAGGGGUUGGGAGGAGGUCGAGGUCCUGCUCGACGUGAUGGCCCUGGCCGGGUCGGGCGCCGCCAUGGAUGCAGGGUCUUUCCAACCUCGACAGGUGCUGCAUGUGAAGAGCCUGUCGGGGUGGGCACCGGUGUGUAUCGGUCCUUACAGUCAAGCCAAUCUUUUGAGCCACGGCCACCUCGCUUUCCUCGCGGGGCAGAUCGGUCUGGACCCGGCCACCAUGGUGCUUGUCAAACCCCGUGACUUGGAGGCUUUCCAGGCUCUGUAUAAUUGUGCGCAGGUCUUGCAUGCGCUCCGAGCCUCCCUUCGGACGGUUUUGAUGGUGGUGGUGUACGUGCAUGUGGACCAGAACGGGUAUGAGUCGUUUUCCCCGGACCCCUCGGAAUGGGAGGAUGUCUGCCGCUUGGACGCUGGGUGGGGCCGAACCGGGACAGGACGCGCGGCCACAGGCGAUAAGGGGGUCAAUGAUGCGAGCUACCAAGGCGCCAAUCGUUCAGAUGGGGAUGACAGCGAUGAGGAACAGGAUGGAGAGGAGGACGAGGCGAACGAAGGCCAAUGUCAAAGCAGCCCGUGCCCUAUUUUUCUCCCUGUGGGAGUACCCAACCUGCCUCGGGGCGCCGCGAUUGAGUUCGAAGUGGUAGCCCUGUCGACAGCUUUCGCUCAGGUGAAGUCACCGACGCGAAGGGCGGAGCAGGGCCGGUUGGAGGAUAUUCUAGAGGAGAAGGACAUGGGCGAAUGCCCAUUGCCCUUACCUUUUCAGCCGCCCGCUACUUUCGCUGCGCUGGCGUCGAAAAACAUGCCCCUUAUGUCACGACCUCUCCUCUCCUAUACCUGGGAGGCUAUCUUUGUACCAUAUGUCUUUAACUUCGUAAGCUUGUCUCUCUAUCUUGACGACGACCUGGAUGGCAGGAAUGAAGGUGGGCAGAAUGAGACCCUCCUCCUGAAUUACACUCAUGUUGCCUACGCUUUGGUCGAUCAAUUAAGGAAGAUUCUGAGAGUUGCACACCUGACUUGGCAGCAACUUUCUCAUCUGCGUGUCUUUUACAUUGCUACAUGUUUGGACAACGAAGCGAUGCUCAGAGAGGCCUUGGCUGCCGCUUUGCCCAGUGACGGCCAGUGUGCCCGUACCUUUCUUCCAGUCUCUAGUCUGAUGUCUGAAUGCCAAGAGGGCUCGAAAAGGCAGGAUAGCUUGUUCCUCCGGGUCCAGGUUAUUGCUUUGGAUCUGGAAAAGUUGAGGACAGAGGCCUGGGUGCACAGUGUACCAGACGGAGGCAUGUAG